AUGGUUGGGACAUCAGCAAACCACGGCGGGGAACCAACCAUCCUGCUUUCAAACCUGAAUAUCCGGGCGUACAUCGACGAAACGCCAUUAUCCUACGGUGUGCGGUACGCCUCUCCCCGCCUAAUCAAUGAGUUUCUCCGUCGAGGCUGGUCAUUCUGAAAUUGUCAGAGUCUUGAGAAACCAGAAGAGUAAUGAGAAGUUGUAGGAAUAAGGCGAUGUGCGGCGGGCAUUGUCGCAAAAGUGAAGCAAAACAG
Sodiomyces alkalinus F11 is the source of this 254-nucleotide messenger RNA. RefSeq lists its product as hypothetical. Lineage: Eukaryota; Fungi; Ascomycota; Sordariomycetes; Glomerellales; Plectosphaerellaceae. The transcript is spliced from 2 exons. The record is from RefSeq and is a predicted model, not a curated record. The coding region runs from base 1 to 159 and encodes 52 amino acids.